UCGCAACUUCCAAACGAGCCUAAUAGAUUUUGACUUCGCUCUUGAAAAAUGGUCUAAUAGCUUCAACUUUUAAGUAUUAAACAAACUGAUUCUGGUACUGGUAUAAUUUAUCGCUAGAAAACUGUGGAUACAUGAUAUUCGAGGGCAAUGUUUGCUGCUAAAGAAUAUACUAAUUCAACAAAGAUUCGAGUGUGAACAGUGAAACCUAAAAGUGCGAAAUUGUCUACUGUGUGCAUUUUCACCCAAUCUUUUCAGUUCUCACCGAAAUUGUCAUCGCCUCAAAUUCAUCCAUCCGCAGAGACGAAAAAUACAGAUUGGCUAUGAAACCUCCACGUUCAACCCUCUUGUGGGCACCCUCCACGUGUCCAUUUCUCCGCUGCCCACCAAUUCCCAUUCCCAUUACCAUACAUACACGCAAGAAGGAUCCAAGCCAAAGAAGCAUCAAUAACCCAAUUGCCAAUCUCCAAUUCCCCCCUUCCAUUUCACACAAAAUCACAAACUUACUACUGAGGCUGAGAUUGAGAACCAAGACGAAGGCGAGGCGGCAUCCAAUUUCCAUCCUCCCUUUUGGCCGCGUCUUGAUUGAUUGGGUCCUACAAUCUACAUCCCCUGGCUUUCUCUCCAUAUAAAUAAGGGAACCCAGAUGCUCCGUUCUUCAAUCCGCACCCUCUCCCGUCAAAAUCUCAUCUUUGCUUCUGCUUCUCUUCGCGCUCCUCGUCACUCGUUUUCUUCUUCGUUGGGUUCAUCGCUGAUCGUUUUCCGUUUCCCGCAUCACCCAUCACGGUCUUUGAACCCUCCGCCGCUGUCGCUUUCUUCUUCUACUGCUAAUUCUCUGAGAUUCGAUCGCGCUAUGGCCAGCAAUUCCGACUCUCCCCAGUCCAUCUACGACUUCACUGUCAAGGAUGCCAGGGGGAAGGAUGUUGAUCUCAGUAUCUACAAGGGGAAGGUUCUUAUGAUUGUUAAUGUCGCUUCUCAGUGCGGCUUGACCGAUUCGAACUACACCGAGCUGACUCAGCUGUACCAGAAGUACAAGGCUCAAGGUUUGGAGAUCUUGGCUUUCCCUUGCAACCAGUUUGGAUCUCAGGAACCUGGAAACAAUGAACAAAUUGUGGAGUUUGCUUGUACUCGUUUCAAGGCCGAGUACCCCAUUUUCGAUAAGGUUGAGGUGAAUGGUAAAGAAGCUGCUCCAAUUUACAAGUUCCUAAAGUCGAGCAAAGGUGGACUGUUUGGGGAUGGUAUCAAGUGGAACUUCACCAAGUUCCUUGUCAACAAAGAGGGACAGGUCGUCGAGCGCUAUGCUCCUACUACCUCCCCUCUCAGCAUGGAGAAAGACGUGAAGAAACUGCUUGGAAUUGCCUAAGGCAUUGGAACUAGAGUGUACACUGUCUAUCAGACAGGGUUUAUGGAUGAAUAAGGAAGAAACUAGCUCCAAUAUUGCAGCAUCUUCUGUAAAACAUCCUAAUAAUAGACAUCUGAAUUGCUUGUAUUUUGUUGCUUGUCUGGAAAGAGUGUAAUAAUAUAGUUACAGACUUACAGUUAUCUUCAAUCGUCAUUAUCUCUUCUUUUCCUUCCAUUAUUUGCCACCUCUGUGUCCAAUUUAGCUGGUAUGGAUCUGGAAAACGUUUCCUUUCUUUCCAAGAACAAAGUUGUAGAUAAUGA
This is a messenger RNA of Linum trigynum, 1659 nucleotides long. Lineage: Eukaryota; Viridiplantae; Streptophyta; Magnoliopsida; Malpighiales; Linaceae. The record is from the annotation of a GenBank genome assembly.